Messenger RNA from Electrophorus electricus (electric eel), 2391 nucleotides. The record is from RefSeq and is a predicted model, not a curated record. Lineage: Eukaryota; Metazoa; Chordata; Actinopteri; Gymnotiformes; Gymnotidae.
UGACAGUUUCCACCUUCAGGAGGUUUCAGAAUUAAUGUCACUCUCAUACUCAGCACUUAACACUCACCCCCCCACACACAAAACUGCGCAGGGAGGUCAGCAAAGAGGAGGCAAAGUCAGGGAGUGUGAAUAUAUGAGACAAGAACUAAGAAGACAGACACUCCCGAUCUUUGCAGCAGGAGCUGCCAACAUCACUGACUUCAACUGCACUGUGCUGUGAACUGGAAGAGAGUGACCCAAUAUGAGCAAUCAGACCAGCGUUUUGUGUGUAGUUCUACCAACCAAGAAGAAAGUGGACGUUUCUGUGGGGCUGAAGUGCAGAGGGCAGGAUGUGAUUAAUCAGCUGUGUGCCCUACUUGGAAUUAAAGAAUUGCAAUAUUUUGGCCUCAAUUUUGGAAAGGAUAAUGACUGCAUGUUUCUGGACCUGGAGAAAAAAAUAACCACAUACUUCCCUAGAGCUUGGAAGCAGAAUACAUUACAGGAGAGAAUAGUUCUGCAUCUGAAAGUACAGUACUACAUAAGAAAUGGCCAACUUAUUACAGAUGAGACGGCUCGCAGCCUGUACUAUGCUGACCUGAAAGGUAACGUUUUGAGCUCCCAGUGCUGCGACCAGGAAGGCAGCUUCUUCCAGCUGGCUGCUUACGCCUUGCAGGCAGAGCUGGGUGACUGGAGCAAAGGAAAGGGAUCUUAUUUCAGUCCACACGACUACUUUCCUCCUUGGAUUGUGAGCAGGUGGGGCAGUCAGUAUGUGCUGCAGCACACCCCAGGCCUGCACAGGGAGCUGACGGGGAUGAGUGCACGUGAUGCGGCUCUGCUCUUCAUCCAGGAGGCCUGCAGCCUCAGUGACGUACCUCUCACCUUCUACAGUAUGAGCAAGGGGAAAAAGGAGCAGAGUGUUAGUGUGCUGUUAGGCCUGACUUUGAAUGGACUACAUGUCUAUGAGAUAGAGAUGGUUAGUGGAAAACAACAGCUUUUCUAUGAUUUUUUCUGGUCAAGCAUAGAUCGUCUCACCUUUCAGGGCCGAAGGUUUGAGAUAAAGGCAGAUCCUCUCGGCAGGUCCAAGCUGGUAUUGCACACACGCUCUACCCUGCACUCCCAACAUGUGCUGAAGCACAUUAGCAACUACCACCGUGUGCACCUCCACACAAGGUGCCCAGCGGAAGAGUUCCAGCCCCCGCAGCACAGAGCAGGAAGGCGGCCGAGAGAGGUGUGCAUCAGAGACAGCACCGAUCCUGAUCCAGAUGACAGUGAGGAUGAACUUCCAGCAGUGAAGUCCUUUCUGGACAAGAUCCGGCAGUGUCGUCCUGACCUGGUGGGGUCACUCUCAGUGCUGAACCCCAGAGAGAGAGAAGGGCAAGAAGUCAAGAAGUCAGCCUGUGCAGACUUCAAAGAGGUUGAGAUGUGUGUCGAUGAACCAGAGAUGUACGUGGAUGACCCUGAGGAGCUCAGACUCCUGACAGAGCUGUUGGAGGGUGUGUCUGUAGACGGUCCUCCAUUAAUACUUGUGCCUCACUGGACAGAAUUCUUUCUCUAGAUUCCACGGUGGAGAGAAAACAUGUAAGCGGCAUCACAUUAAUGAGGUGCUCCUUGCGACAAUCACGUGCCAAGUGAUGAAUCUGAAUUUAAAAUUUGAAUAGUGGAAAACUUGACUAUUUAUUAAAGAGUAUCUGCCUCAUUACUUGUAUGCACAAAGGCAGACUUGCCAUUCCUUAGCCUGACUACGUCUGACCUCAUAUGACCAUGCACUCUUACACAUGCUUCAAACAAUAUCUACUGCCACGCGGCACUAUAUUGGAAGUGCUUGAGCAAAUUCGCGCUGACUUCACGGUAUAAAAGACUCGGCUGCUCAAAUGGAGCCAGUCCAGUCCGAAGCGUCUUGUUGUAGGCUGCAGUGUCUCCCAAGUCCGUCCGGAAUGUGUCUCCACUUUAAAGCGGUGAGUGAGCUAGCAGGCUCUCUCUGUGCUUGCACAGGAAGAGUGUUUCGGAGCACGGCACCUCCUCCAGAGCACAGCACCCGUGUCAGCAACCCACCACGAAACCAACAAGCGCAAGAGGCACAGCUCGAAGACAGCAGCUGUACAACAACUGUGCAUUUCUCACAUUUUAAAAGCUAGUUUUUCUUCUGCUACUUGAUGUAUUUACCGACGCUUUAACUUAGAACUUAUAGCCAACACAGAUGUAAUAUACAGGUGGAUGUGGGCAGUUCAAACAAAUCAAAGGUGAACAACAGUGAACAUGCAGGCUUACAGAUGUGGUGUAUGAAACUAUUUAUACUGUAAGCACAAUGUAAGAAGAGCACUGUUCCUGCUUCAAACAUGUAUUACCUAACCUAAUGGAACUCACAGUAUCUGUCUGUGCUGUUUCUAACAGAAAUAAAAAUAUUUCAUGCUU